Leptosia nina is the source of this 1143-nucleotide messenger RNA. The record is from the annotation of a GenBank genome assembly. NCBI's taxonomy places the organism in Eukaryota, Metazoa, Arthropoda, Insecta, Lepidoptera, Pieridae.
AUGAGUAAGCUGUGCAGGCAAGUAUCGAUAGAGUCUCCGGGGCCGGCCCUAAAGGAGUGUGUCUUCAGUUUUGAUGUACCAGUCCCCGAUGUUCCUAUGUAUGGAGCGAGAAUUAGGGUUGUAUACGCUGGAGCAUGCUAUAGGGCCCAUCGUACCCGGUCAGCAUCAGUAUGUAGUACAUCAUCUGUAUCAUCUAUUGGAAGCCUCUCCGGAGAGUUAGAGAGCUGUGGUUUUCAUUCAUCAACACCAUCUCACAUCGGUUUUCGCGAUGGAGCACUGUUCCCUGGAUACGAGGUAGCUGGUGUUGUCGACGCCAUCGGUAAAGCUGCCGAAACCGAUGGAAUAAGCGAGGGAGCUAGAAUCGUGCUCUAUCCUUACGAGGGGGUACCGCAUGGCUAUGCAGACUAUAUCGUAGUGCCAGACUUCAAAUGCCUUGUUCCCGUGCCAGACAAUUUGCCAUUGAGCAUCGCUGCAAUGCUACCGACUGGUGCAUUACUCGCAACGAAUACUGUGUACACGGCUUUAGAGAGUCUGAAUAAAAUCCUAGAGGGUCCCAACAAGAAAGAUAAGACGACAGUUCUAAUUGUAGGGACUGGUGGAUUAGCCUUGUGGGCUCUACGGAUAGCGUCUCAUUUCUUCAAACAGAGCCCACAUCACGAUAAAAUUAAUAUAUCCGUCGCGACAAUCAAAGACGAAGGAUUUGUCCUAGCGAAGGAGAGCGAAGAGGUAAAGGUAGUGCAAUGGUCUGAAGAUUUAUACGAACGCCAGUUGAUAGAGCGUACGACUGAUGCAUGUGGUGGCCCUGUUGAUAUAGUACUUAAUUUCGGAACUACGUCUCGAUCUUUACAUCGAUCACUUCAGUGUCUUGCACCAGGUGGAAUGGUCCUCGUUACUGAGGACGUUGGAGAGAAAUUAUUGCCGAAAUUUGCCAAAAAGGCGGAAGAUAUGAACGUCAGUAUCGUAGUUGUACCCAAUGGAACUAUUGAACAGCUGAGGGAAUUAGUUCAAUUGGUUGCCAAGGGAGAGAUUGAACCUCCACCACAUUCAGUUUUCCCCGCCGAAGAAGCGCAAGAAGUGGUGCGAAAACUUUGUAAUUCCGAGAUACAGGGAAGAGCCAUUUUGAAAUUCCACAACAUUGAUUAG